Molecule: messenger RNA, 2707 nt
Organism: Penaeus chinensis
Lineage: Eukaryota; Metazoa; Arthropoda; Malacostraca; Decapoda; Penaeidae
Product: leucine-rich repeat extensin-like protein 2
Source: RefSeq, a predicted model, not a curated record
UCCUCCUCCGAGAUGAGGACGGUUAAGCAGACGUUCCAUGUGCAGCAGCACCAGACGUACCAGCAGCAGUACCAGCAGCAGGGCCACCAGAUCGAUGGCUUCCAGCAGCAGGCUCUCCAGCAGCCGCAGCAGCAGAGUGUCCAGUACCAGACGAGCCAGCAGACGUCCUCCUCCGCUUUCCACCAGAUGCCCGCCCACAGACAGCACCCAACGCCCGCUCAGACGAUGCCCUCCGUCUUCCAGAACGGCUCACCCGCGCCCCCCCAAGCCCACACUGCCCCCGCCCCUGGCCCCGCUCCCGCUCCCGCCGCUGCCCCUGCCCGUGCCCCCGUCCCCGUCCCUGCCCCUAAUUUGAACGCCCCCCAGUACGCUAAUCAGAAUGGCACUGUGCCCCCGCAUGCCGCCGCCCCUCAGGAAGGAGACCCCGAGCCCGCCAACAUCCUCCCCCAGUACCAAGCUCCCCCCGGGUAUAGUACCGCCUACACCGCCGUCCAUGGGGAAUGGCCGCCCAAGGUAAACCUCGGCCCCACGCCCACUAACCCGCCUCCGCAGCCAACCAAGAACGAAAAUGCCCCGAACAUGACAACGACCUAUCCCUCCGGCUUCAAGCUGAGGGAACGAGCGCCCGUUGAACAAGCUCCUGCCAGGGUUGUGAUGUCACAGCCAGCGUUCAAGAUGACGCAGCCAAUCAAGAAGCCUGGAGACAGCAAGUGGCCUCCUAAGGGGAACAUGGAACCCACACAGGAAGAGGUCCGUGAGUUCAUCAAACCCAGGAAGUCAAACAAGGAUUACUCUGAAUUCUUUGCCCAGAACGCGCUGCCGCACAACUACGCAGGCUACCGCCCACCACCAGGCACCCAGCACCACGGUCUGCUCGAGGAGGGCGUCAGCAACAUGUAAAGGAUGAAGCAUGGCCUUUACGAGCCACCGAGGGUACAUGUCAACACUUUUAAACAUGUCCGUGUCGACUGGCUAAGAUAUAUGAUGAAACAAACAGACAAGUAUCUAAGGGAUUGGUGUAUGCCUAGGAUUCAUGCUAAUUAAAAACAAAUAGACAAUAAACAAGCCCUAAUUAUACCUCCUAGGAUACAUGUAAACAUAUAAAUCAACCUAAUGACCUAAUGAAGUAGGUAGGACACAUGUAAACGGAUAUAAACAUUUCCACGUAGAAUGGCUAAGAAACACGUAAACAAACACACAUAUAGAAAUAAUAAAUAACGACCUUGGUGAAUACGUAGGAUUAAUGUAAACAAACAAUAAACAUGCUCUGAGAUACAUGUAAACAAAAACACCUUUACAGCAGUCCUAGGAUACAUACAGACAAAACAACAUCCUCGACAAACACACAGGAUUCAUUUCCAGUAGAAAAACAAAACAAAAAUAAUGUCCUGAAAAUGACUCAUUAGCCUCGUGAAUAUCUGAAAACAAAAAGAAGAAGAUUUUGGAAACAUAUCAGGAGUCAGAAAAAUUGUAUAGAUACUUUUUUUUUUUUUCCAAACAAGGCACCAUGGAGAUUCAGUGGUCUCUUCAACUAUCUAUUUAUCUAUCUAUUGAUUUUGUGUUUCUGUAUCAUUUUCUUCGGUAGUUUCUUUCAGUCUGAUGCAGACUUACUGCCAUCACUAUUUUUGUACAGUUUGUUAAAAGGACGGUGCUGAGAAUCACUCGCCAUCUUAUUUCUAAACGCAUUAAACACACCACUUAAACAUAAAUAUAAAGAAUAUAACUCUAUUUAAUAAUGUAAAAGGACAUACGGAUAAGUGUAUACAUAUAUACAUAUAUAUAAACAUAUACAUAUAUAUGUGUGUUGUGUAUGUAUAUAUAUAUAUAUAUAUAUAUAUAUAUAUAUAUAAUAUAUAUAUAUAUAUAGAUAUAUAUGUAUGUAUGUAUGUAUGCAUGUAACAUUCAUUCAUAACAGCAGCUCUCCUCCUGACGUCCUUCAGAGGAGAGUCCUGCCUCCCGCUCGUCGUCCGAUCGAUACCUAGUGAUAUUCCAGAGUUCCCCUCUUAUAUAUUUUUGUUUUAGCUUUAGAUUUUUACUUACUAAGGUAAACAACCAUGAUUUUUUGUCUACUGGACGAAAUAAUUUUCCUCCUCCCUGUGUAAUCUGAACAAAAAAGGACGACUGAAAUAUAUUACAACUAAAAUAUGACAGAAUUAAAAAAAGAAACAAAAGCACAGGUCAACUGAAAUAUAUUACAAUUAAGAUAUAAAACGAAUUAAAAAAAAAAUAAUAAUAAGUCAGCUGAACUAUAUUACCAUUAAGAAAUAAAACGAAUUAAAAAAAAUGCUAAGUCAUUGCAUAAACCUAAGUUUAGUGUAGGAAUUUGGUACUGUUCAUAACAUUGUUGAUUCAUUGGGAUUGUAAUAAACAUUUGUAUUGAUUUGCAACUGUUUCUUUAUUCGUUGUCUAACUCUCUUGUUUUAUUUCUCUGUUAUCUCUUCUCUUUCUUCACCUGCUAAGUGUUCUUGCAUGCUAUUAUGCUAUCUAUUCUAGAUUUUAUUGUUAAACGGAGAUGAGUUAUUGAGAAAUUCCUUGAUUUUGUUUUUUUUUUUUUUUUUAGUUUAUGUGGAAAUGAAGGGAAAAAUAUACCAGAUAUGCAAAUUAGAAGCAGAAGUUCAAACAAUUGUCAAAGUUUAGAGAUUUACUAUUACUCAUGUGUUCAUUACUCCAGCUAAUUUUUGUAUAAAAAUAAAUGUUUAUAAAUGGA